AUGGCGAACGUAAUCGACGCGACGAUGCCGUAUAGACUUGUACAGGAGGAGACCGAUUCGUCUUCUUCCACCAAAAGAGAAACUAGCCCCGUCGACGCCGUUCUCUUCGUCGGGAUGUCUCUGGUGCUCGGUAUAGCUUCUAGGCAUCUGCUUCGAGGAACCAGGGUACCCUACACCGUCGCUCUCCUCGUUAUCGGAAUUGCUCUCGGAUCUCUCGAAUAUGGAACUCACCAUAACCUCGGGAAAGUCGGCCAUGGAAUUCGUCUCUGGAAUGAAAUCGAUCCAGAACUUCUGUUGGCUGUUUUCCUUCCGGCUCUUCUCUUCGAAAGUUCGUUUUCAAUGGAAGUUCACCAGAUCAAGAGGUGUCUGGGACAAAUGGUGCUUCUUGCUGGGCCUGGAGUUCUCAUUUCAACGUUCUGUCUCGGAGCGCUUGCUAAGCUCACAUUUCCGUAUGACUGGGACUGGAAAACGUCGCUGUUGCUUGGGGGACUUUUAAGUGCUACAGAUCCUGUUGCCGUUGUUGCUUUGCUAAAGGAGCUUGGUGCUAGUAAGAAGCUAAGCACCGUUAUCGAAGGGGAAUCUUUGAUGAAUGACGGGACGGCAAUUGUGGUUUAUCAGUUAUUCUUAAAGAUGGUUAUGGGGCAAGAUUCUGACUGGGGUUCUAUAGUCAAAUUUCUGCUUAGAGUCGCACUUGGAGCUGUAGGCAUUGGUAUGGCUUUCGGCAUUGCCUCGGUUCUAUGGCUCAAGUUCAUAUUUAAUGACACAGUGAUAGAGAUUACUCUAACGAUUGCAGUGAGCUACUUCGCAUAUUACACUGCUCAAGAGUGGGCUGAGGCUUCUGGUGUUUUGACGGUGAUGACCUUGGGCAUGUUUUAUGCUGCAUUUGCAAGGACAGCAUUUAAAGGUGACAGUCAAAAAAGUUUGCAUCACUUCUGGGAAAUGGUCGCAUAUAUUGCAAAUACUUUGAUUUUUAUCCUCAGUGGUGUUGUCAUUGCUGAAGGCAUUCUGGACAGCGAGAAGAUUGCCUACCAAGGAAAUUCAUGGGGAUUUCUUUUUCUCCUGUACUUAUACAUCCAACUAUCGCGUUGUGUUGUUGUUGGAGUUCUAUAUCCAUUGUUACGUCGUGCCGGCUAUGGUUUGGACUGGAAAGAAGCCACUAUACUCGUAUGGUCUGGUUUGAGGGGUGCAGUGGCGCUCUCACUUUCUUUAUCUGUGAAGCAAUCCAGCGGAAAUUCUUUUAUCAGCACGGAGACGGGAACAUUGUUUAUUUUCUUCACAGGUGGGAUUGUGUUCCUAACUCUGGUAGUUAAUGGAUCCACUACCCAAUUUGUUCUACGCCUUCUUCGCAUGGACGGUUUAUCAGCCACAAAGAAACGAAUAUUGGAGUAUACAAAGUAUGAAAUGCUGAACAAGGCCUUACAAGCGUUUGAAGAUCUAGGAGACGAUGAGGAGCUGGGACCUGCUGACUGGCCUACAGUUGAAAAAUAUAUUUCAAGCUUAAAAGAUUCAGAAGAGGAACAACAGAUUCAUCCUCAUAGUGGUUCUGAGAAUGGAAAUCUUGACCAUACGAGUUUAAAGGACAUACGUAUACGUUUCUUAAAUGGUGUUCAGGCAGCUUACUGGGAAAUGCUUGACGAGGGAAGAAUAUCUGAAAAUACUGCUAAUAUUCUGAUGCAGUCAGUGGAUGAGGCGUUGGAUCAGGUUUCCACUGAGUCUCUAUGUGACUGGAAAGGUCUAAAACCGCAUGUUAAGUUCCCGAGCUACUACAACUUUCUUCACUCUAAAAUCAUCCCACGCAAGUUGGUCACAUACUUUGCUGUUGAAAGACUGGAGUCUGCUUGCUACAUUUCCGCUGCAUUUCUUCGCGCACAUACAAUUGCACGGCAGCAAUUGUAUGAUUUUCUAGGGGAGAGUAAUAUUGGUUCUACUGUGAUCAACGAAAGCGAAAUGGAAGGAGAGAGAGCGAAAGAGUUCUUGGAGAAAGUCCGAUCUUCACUUCCUCAGGUUCUUCGUGUUGUGAAAACGAAACAAGUAACAUACUCAGUGCUGAAUCACUUACUCGAUUACAUUCAAAACCUUGAGAAGAUUGGUUUGUUGGAGGAAAAAGAAAUCGCUCAUCUUCAUGACGCUGUCCAGACUGGCUUGAAGAAGCUUUUGAGAAACCCUCCAAUAGUAAAACUCCCAAAACUGAGCGACCUUAUCACCUCACAUCCGUUAUCAGGUGCUCUUCCUGCUGCAAUAUGCGAACCUCUAAAACACUCGAAAAAAGAAACAAUGAAGCUGCGUGGUGUCACGCUUUAUAAAGAAGGUUCAAAGCCAACUGGAGUCUGGCUCAUUUGUGAUGGCAUUGUUAAGUGGAAAAGCAAAAGCUUAAGCAACAAUCACUCGCUGCAUCCAACUUUUUCUCACGGUAGCACAUUAGGACUCUACGAAGUCCUCACUGGGAAGCCAUACAUGUGCGACAUGAUUACAGACUCUGUGGUUCUCUGCUUUUUCAUUAGCAGCGACAUGAUACUAUCCAUGCUACAAUCAGAUUCCACCAUUGAAGAUUUCCUCUGGCAGGAAAGUGCUUUGGUUCUUGUCAAACUCUUACGCCCUCAGAUAUUCGAAAAAGUGGCAAUGCAAGAACUACGAGCCCUUGUUUCUGCUGAAACCUCCAAAAUGACAACAUACGUAUCUGGAGAAUCAAUCGAGAUCAGCUACAACAGCAUCGGUCUGCUACUAGAAGGUUUCGUAAAACCAGUUGGUAUCCAAGAAGAGCUCAUAUCAUCUCCUGCUGCAUUACUGCUUCCUUCUAGUGGGAAUCAAAGCUUCCGUAACUCAUCAGAAGCUUCAGGAGGUAUCAUGAGAGUGAGUUUCACACGGCAAGCGAUACAGUACAGUGUAGAGACGAGAGCGAGAGCUAUCAUCUUCAGCAUUGGAGCAUUUGGAGGUGACAGGACGCUGUAUCGAAGACCAUCUUCGCUAACACCACCACGUGGAUCAAGCUCUGAUCAGCUCCAGAGAUCGUUUAGUAAAGAACACAGAGGUCUCAUGAGCUGGCCUGAAAGUAUUUACAAAGCCAAACAAGAGGAAGAGAUCAAUAGAAAGACGUUGAGUUUAUCCGAACGAGCAAUGCAGCUUAGCAUUUUCGGCAGCAUGGUUAAUCUGUACAGGAGGAGUGCAAGUUUCAGUGGGAUCUAUAACAACAAGGCACAAGAGAACUUUUCGUACAAGAGGCUUCCACUAAACUCAGCGCAAGGACUCGUUUCAGCGAAAUCAGAAGGCUCGAUUGCGACCAAGAAGCAGUUUGAAGCCAGGAAGUUUGUGUCUCAGCUUCCCGCGCAAAUAGUAUCAGCGGAGAGCAGUACGAGACGGAAAACGACGGUGGAAUCAAGCGAUGAUGAUGAUGAUGAUGAAGAUGAAGGAAUCGUUGUGAGAGUUGAUUCUCCGAGUAAACUCGUUUUCAGGGACGAUCUAUGA
This is a messenger RNA of Microthlaspi erraticum, 3462 nucleotides long. NCBI's taxonomy places the organism in Eukaryota, Viridiplantae, Streptophyta, Magnoliopsida, Brassicales, Brassicaceae. The record is from the annotation of a GenBank genome assembly.